Messenger RNA from Suhomyces tanzawaensis NRRL Y-17324, 950 nucleotides. RefSeq lists its product as uncharacterized. NCBI's taxonomy places the organism in Eukaryota, Fungi, Ascomycota, Pichiomycetes, Serinales, Debaryomycetaceae. Gene Ontology annotation, biological process: ribose phosphate biosynthetic process. The record is from RefSeq and is a predicted model, not a curated record. The transcript has a single exon. Gene Ontology annotation, molecular function: sedoheptulose-bisphosphatase activity. The coding region runs from base 9 to 734 and encodes 241 amino acids.
ACUUCAUCAUGGCCAAAACCCCAACGCCUCGUGUGAUCUUCGUCCGCCACGGCCAGACAGAAUGGUCUAAGUCCGGUCAAUACACCUCUGUGACCGAUCUCGAUUUGACUUCCUACGGAGUGAGACAGAUGAGAAGCACAGGAAAGUUCUUGAUUGGAGACAGCCAGUUCCAAUUGAUCAAACCGUCCAAUUUGAAGUACGUGAUCACUUCUCCCAGACUCCGUGCCAAGCACACGGUGGAGCUUUUGCUCGAAGGGUUGACCCAGGAUCAAAAGGACGCCAUUCCUGUGAUUGUCGAGGAGGAUAUCAGAGAAUGGACCUACGGAGAUUACGAAGGAUUAUUGACUUCCCAGAUUAUCGAGGCUAGAGCUAAAAAGGGCUUGGACUCCCACUUGCCUGAAGGCGAGGUCUGGAACAUCUGGAGGGAUGGCUGUGAAAACGGAGAGAAUCACAACCAAGUCAAAGAAAGAGUGGAUGCCGCCAUUGCAAAAAUCAGAGCCCUUCACAAAAAAGCUUUUGACGCCAAGGAGGCCUGCGACAUCAUUGUGGUUGGCCAUGGGCAUAUCUUGAGGUGUUUCGCAGCCAGAUGGGUAGGCAAAGAAAUUGAUGUGAACCCACAAUUUUUGUUGGACGCAGGAGGAACCGGUGUGUUGAGUUAUCAGCAUAACAGUAUUGACGAGCCUGCCAUCUUUUUAUCAGGGGCAUUUACUGUACCUGUUGAAGGCGAAGAUUAGUGAGCCAAUUCUAUCAAACUAGAACCCCAAUAGAAUGAUUCCAGAUUACCUUGUGCACAUUCGAUUAGCAAGAACUAGCUGGAAUUUAGAAAUUCACUUAAUAGACUGUUGUUUUGUCUGCUGCAAUGGAGAAUAUUUUUGCAUUAUUAUUUAAAAUGUAGUGGAGUAGAUUUUGAAAUCUGAAUGGUGGUUAAGACGUACCCAUAAAUAUUUGUC